ACAGAUACCCCUCCGUUGUGGUUGCACCUACGGUACGGCCAUCUGUAUCGCUGAGGCACGCAAGCCUCCCCACCAACGGCAAGGUCCAUGGUUCAUGGGGGAAGAAAAUGCAGUUAUACACAGAAUAUGACUGUUGCACACAUGAAGAUGACGGCAGGAAACACCAAAGUUGUUCAAAUAACAAAUAUUGCGCCACAGGCAACAAGAGAUCAAAUGCAAACAUUAUUUGGAUAUUUAGGAAAGAUAGAAGAUAUUCGCCUAUAUCCUACAAUUCGUGAUGUUGCUGUUCCUGUACAGUCUCGCAUUUGCUAUGUGAAAUUCCAUGAUCCAGUUUGUGUUCAAGUUGCACAGCAUAUGACAAACACAGUGUUUAUAGACCGUGCACUUAUAGUUAUUCCAUUCCAGAAUGAAAUUCCAGAUGAACAGAAGGCGCUGGAGCUAACAAAUCAAGGAACCAGCCUUUUUCCAACAGCAGAACCAAAACUUCCACCAAAUGUAACAAAUCAGCUGGAGGGUGUACCACCAAACCAAGUUAUUACCACGCAUGAUCCAAAACUGAUUGCCAAUGGUCUACCGCCAUAUCCUCCUCUUCCGGCAAAUUUAGACUCGAGGAAAAUAGAGGAGAUACGGAGAACAUUAAUUGUAACAAAUAUUGAACAGUCUUUAGGUGCGCAAGAUCUGAUGGAGUUUUUUUCCACUGCUGGCGAAGUGAAAUAUAUGAGAUUUGGUAACAGAGAAGGGGAUAUGGAGCGAUAUUUGCUUAUUGAAUUCACAGAUCAGGCUACCAUCAUUCCAGCACUGAAACUUAGUGGGAAAGAUGUAAAUGGAAGGCCGAUAAAAGUUUAUCACUCGACACAAGCUAUUGUGAAACCACAAGCUAAAAGUAAUGAGGCUGCACAGAAAGAAAUUGAGGAAGCAAUGACUAGAGUAAAAGAAGCCCAGAAUUUAAUUUCAGCUGCCAUUGACCCUGUCAUUGGUCUACUAGCAAAGGAAAAAAAACGAAGUCGCAGUGGAUCUAGAGGGCGACGAUCCAGGUCACUUUCCCGCGGAAGGAGGAGAUCAAGAUCCCGUAGUAGAAGAUCACGUUCAAGAUCAAGAAGACGAUCCCGCAAUAGGGGCAGAUCAAGAUCUAGGCGUUCACGCUCUAGAUCAUCGAAACAUUCACGCUCAAGGUCAAGGAAGAGGAAAUCCCGUAGUCCAGGAAGAAGGCGCAGAAGCCGCUCUAGAAGUCGUUCUAGAAGCAGAAGACGCUCACGUUCCAGAUCAAGGAGGUCAAAGUCAAAAUCUUCAAAAAGUCAUGAUAAAUCAAAGGACAAGAAAGAAGACAAGAAAGACUCCAAAAAAGAGAGCUCAAAGAAGGAUAAAGAGGCUGACAGUGAGACCAAAGCAGACAGCUCAAGCAAUGCAGAAAAGGAAACCUCUGAUCAAACUGCUAUACAGAACUCUGACACAAAAGAUCACGAUAAAGAUAAAGAUCAAGAUAAGGAUAAGGAUAAGGACAAGGACAAAGACAAGGACAAGGACAGGGACAGGGACAAAGAAAAAGACAAAGAUAAAGAUAAGUCUAAAAGUAGAAGUAAGGAGAAAAGUAAAGAAAAGAGUUCUCGUGAAAAAUCAAAAUCAUCAAGAGGAAGAUCAUCAUCACGUUCAAAGUCACGACAUCGAUCUCCACGGAGAAAAAGCCGUUCGCCAAGGAAGAAAAGCCGAUCUCCUUCUCGAAGAAAAAGCCCAUCUCGACGUAGAAGUUCAUCUCGGUCCCGCAGAAAAAGUCGGUCACCUCGCAGAAGUCACAGCAAACAUUCGCCAUCACGUAAGCGGUCCCGAAGUCGCUCAAGAUCCAGAAGAGAUUCUGACAAAAAGAGAGAGAAAGAAAAGAGCAGUGAUGACAGGAAAGACAAAGACAAAGAUAAAGACAGAGAAAGCGAUAGGGACAAGAAGAAGAAAGAUAAGAAAGAACACUCGGAGAAAGAAAGUGAUUCUGGAUCCUCUUCAAAAGUUCCACGGAACUAUGAUGAGGAGGAAGAAGGUUUUGAUACAAAUGAACAGGAUAAAGGGGAUAAAAGUGUCAAGAGUAAUACAAAAGCUGUUGAACAGAGCAACACGAGAGAAACAGUUGCUAACAAAGGUGUUUCAGAAAAUGUGGGUGAUGGAAACUCCUCUAAGGCUGAUGGACUAUCAGAUGGAAAAGAUAGUAGAACUCCAAAUGGGAAGGCACAGCAAAGGGAGAUGCAGGAGGCGGGACAAAGUGAUGCAGAUGAUAUGGACAUUUCUACUUCUCCUUAGCGUUUUUGGUACAUCCAUAGUUGUCUGUGAAAUGGAAGAAAUAUACAGCAGCUUGAACAUUUUGUGAGGAACUACAUGAUUACUGUAAAAUUAUGUGCAGUUUGUUAGAAAGUGAUAAAAUUUUUAUUAUAUGUAUUCUUACAUAUUUGUAAGUUAAAGGAAUUCAUUCAACCUCAAAAAUGGUACUGUUCCAUUUUUUCAUAUUUUUGUUGCUUUUAAGUGAUGUGCUGUAGAAUAAAAGGAGGAUUCUAUUGUAUUUCUGAAACGCAGUGCACCUAUAAAGAGGUUGAGCCAGUAGUUGGAAGCUUUUUGGGUCUUAUUUCAUUUGUAAUUUACUACUGUGCUAUUCAUAACUGAAUCUUUCAAUACUGCAACAGAUGAGGCGCAUAUUUCAGUUUUCAGUUGAUUAAUGUGUUUUGCAUGUGUAUACAAUUGAUUAGUAAUAAUCCACUUGGUUUGAUUCUGUGUUUAAGAAUACCAAAUUGUGAAUUACUAAAGAAGCUGGAAUGGAUCAGUGAUACUUUGGUUUUGUGUUUUUAUAUACACCAAAAACAUUUUAUGAACACUGUGUAAAUUGGUGUGAGCACUGUGAAUAAAAUGGGUUGUAAAAAAGUCUAAACAUCUAAAUGAGAUUGAAAAUGUUGAAUUUUAUAAUUUUACACCAUUUUUUUAAUAAGAGAAAACUAGAUAGCAUGUUAUUGUGACAUCUUUUUGGUUUAGGGCAUAGCAUUUGCUGCAUAAAGUGUCAGUGAUGUAUGUAUGUGUAUACUACUAAAACCGGUCAGAAUGUAAUUACUCUGUAAAACAUUAAAAUUCUAUUAAUGUUUCUAUAGAUUUUACCUGGGAUCCUUUGAAGAAAUUCUGUGGCGCUCAUUUGUGGUUUACCUUGUAUGUGACAGUACAAGUAACAUGCUAAAAAUAAUACAAAAUAUGGUAAUUUUAUGUUAAAAAUUAAUUUUUUGUGAAAGAAUUUAUAGUCAAGUUGUAAAUAUGAAUUGAAUAUAAACUGUAAAAUUUUGUGAUAUGAAAUUCCAUUGCUGUAUAUAAAUAACACACUUUUGUAUGUAAAUAUUGCAUUUCUGGUGAAGAAAAUGUUUAUAAACUUAAAGAGGAGAAAGAAUUUUAAUGCUACAGAGAGAUUAGUGAAAAUAAUUUGGAGUCGCCUAGUCUGAAGUGGAUUGUUAGAAAUGCAACUGCAACAUUAGACUCAUUACGUAUUGACCAUACGUAUGUAGGUUGUUGAAAUUGAGAGAAUAUUUGAGAUGAAGCACAAUAAUAAUACAAGUAGUCAUUGAUGAUUUAAAUGGUAAUGUUGGAGGAGUUUCAGAUUUAAAAGAUUUGGCUAGCAAUAUACCUAUUUCCUAUCUUCACAAGUUAUGGUACCAGAUGGUAGUGAACUGGACACUUAUAGACUUCAGCAGAUUAAGAGGCUCAUUGUAAAAGAGGGAUCUGAUAUUUGAAGAUAUGUCCUACCAUUAAGGUAGUGUUGGUAUUUUGCAGGCAUUCUGAUACUUGGAAAAAGAUUGAGAAGUUGCUAUAAUCAUACUUUUAAUCAUUGUGCACCUAGGUGACAUAAUUUCUGUUUAUGUGGUCCCUGUGAGUCCAUAACAACAUGAAACAUUGUGUGCCUCAUUAGUACUUCAUUGUAUAAGACAUACUUUGUGCAUAGGAAUAUUAUUUACAUGUCAGAACCCCUCCAGAUGAUUACCUUCCAGUCACUUAUUGUCUCUGACAUCCCUAUUCAUUGGUAUUAGAGACAGAGACAGAGAGAGAGAGAGAGAGAGAGAGAGAGAGAGAGAGAGAGAGGGAGAAAAGGGGUCAAUCAACAUGAACAUUUAAUAUUAUCUGUGUAACUGCUAUUGUACUUAGCAGAUUUACUUAAACGAAAUAUUGAAAUACUGUGUUUGAGCAUAGAGUUCUGUGUAGGAUCAAUCCCCCUCUGUAAGAUGUGGAAAGAGGAAUAAGUUUACCAUCUCAGAGGUACAGAAGCAUAUUAGGAAAUAUUUUCUGAAGACAUUUGUGGGGAAUGAAACUUUAUGUUGAAGUGAAUGUGAAAAAUAAGUAGUUCAGACAAGAAGAGGUUAGAAGCUUGUGAAAUGUAGCACAGACAAAUUGUAAAGAUUAGAUGGUUAGGUUGAAUAACAAAUGAACAAGUACUGAAUUUAAUGGAAGGAAAAAAAAAUUGUGGUACAAAUUGAGUGAAAGGAGGAUUGUUUGAUAGGACACUUCCUAAGAAGACGACGACAACAGAAGUGUGUUGUGGCUUAUGAUUUGUGUCUGUUUCAUAGUCAGAAUUUAGUGUAUGAUGAAGUAUAUUUAGUUCAGUUCCAUCCAACCCCUCCAACUGGUGUAUGUGUGUGGGGAUGACUGUCAGUUAACAAUUGACUGAAGGUGAGUGCCUGGUUGUGAGACUUCUGACAUGGUAGGCACUGACCACCAUUACACUUUUUUCACACUGUGACCUCUCCUGGGUCCAAUUGUUAGUACUCUUCCAUCCUCUUUCAGUUGAACUUGACAGCUCCCAUUGACACUUUUUGGCCUAUGUGGUCAUUGUGUGUUUAUGUCCUUAAAGGCGGAGCAUGGGAAAGUGUCUGGGUGUCCUUCCAUGUCAUGCUGAAUGGAGCAGAUGUUUUUUUUUGGUGGGGAAAUUAAGGUCUUUAACAUCUGCUUAUGGUGCUGACGUCUGAUUAUCAGUUUGCACACAUCAUGCCUAAUUGAGGUGGUUGUUGCAGAAUUGGUAAUAGCUGGAUGGUAGGUAGAAAGUAUACUUCUGUUAUAUGCAGUUGUUAGUUAUUUUGAUUAUGUCAACAUUUUUGCAUGCUGCUGCUGACAGUGCAGCAGUCCCUGGCUCAAUCAACAGAAGAGACAUCAACUUAAGUCAUACUGCAUGACUGGAAAAUAUUUGGCUUACUACUGAACAAAAAAUUUUAAAUCUGUAGAUUUACCUCUUGCAGUUUUGAUAAUAAUCAUACCAAUGUUGUAUAGGAUUUUUUACGUACAUGAUUGACAACAGUUCCUUCAGCAGUUCCAAGAAGACACACAGAGAACAGUUUUACAUAAUAGAAAGUAGCCAUGUGUAUGGGGAAAAGGACUGCAUAGUUCGUGAAAUUGAAUUUUGUUGAAACUUCGCAUAACUCUUUUUACAAGUGGAGUUUUAUACACUAACACCAUGACUGGUUUGUCCAAAUGUAUGUAGGGGCUAACUCUCAAAGUGUCGCAAGGACAAUUUUGAGGAAUAGUUUCAGACAGGCUUGUGGACCUUACUGUGCAUUUAGUCCAUUUACAGAGAAAUGUACAUUUAGCUCGUUGUGCAGAACCAACAGAACGGGCCAGUCUUUUGUACCAACCAGUUCCUUCCAUCCCACCUUUACUUGGUGAUGUAGUUGAAUGUCAGAUUAAUAACAUGGAGUUACGGGAAUUUAAGAUUUUUCCAUGGUGUUUAGCAUGAAUUUAACUUCUUGAAAAGUUUUGUCUGUGAAUUCCGUCAAAUAGCAACAUUGUAUAGUUUACGCAAUAAACCGUAUGUUGUACAUGUUAA
Molecule: messenger RNA, 5821 nt
Organism: Schistocerca nitens (vagrant locust)
Lineage: Eukaryota; Metazoa; Arthropoda; Insecta; Orthoptera; Acrididae
Product: serine/arginine-rich splicing factor 11-like
Exons: 2
Coding region: 88-2283 (731 amino acids)
Cellular component (GO): nucleoplasm
Molecular function (GO): RNA binding
Source: RefSeq, a predicted model, not a curated record